Molecule: messenger RNA, 1735 nt
Organism: Prunus mume (Japanese apricot)
Lineage: Eukaryota; Viridiplantae; Streptophyta; Magnoliopsida; Rosales; Rosaceae
Product: F-box protein FBW2-like
Molecular function (GO): protein binding
Source: RefSeq, a predicted model, not a curated record
UAGCCUCCCUUGGGUCCUUUCUCUGCUGUUCGUUGCAGAUGAAACUCAAGCACUCAAAUCAAUCAAAAGGUUUGUUUACUCUUUCUUGGAAAGAAUUUUCUUGAUGAUUCUACUUGUCUUGCUCUAGGUCUGGUUCGGGGUCUUUUGAUUUCCACCUAAAAACCCAUUUCAGUUUCAAUCGCUUUCAUUUCUUCUUGAUUUUGUGAUUUUGUUUUUCUUCUGCUGGGACUAUAAGAGGAAGAUUUUCGUUCUGUGUCCCCAAACCACUCCAAUGGCGAAUCCCGACCUUCCCCAAACCAAGAAGCUUCGUCAGACGGUUCAAUUUCAACCAAGAUGGGAAAACCUAAACGUGGACUGUUUGGCAAAUGUGUUUGGAAGAGUUGGUAUCACGGCAUUGCUCUUGGGUGUCCCUUUCGUGUGUAAGUCUUGGUACAGAGCAAGCCUCGACUCUGCAUGUUGGCAACGUCUCAUUUUGCCUGAUGUUGAUACUGAGAUUGACCUUGGAAAUGAGGGAUUUUGGAAUUCUGACAAUGAAAUUGAAGCUGUGGUUGACAGAAGACUAGAGCUUUUCCGUUUCGAUACCUUGAUGCGCAGAUUUGUAUGGGGAUAUCAAAUUGAUCAUAAUUGCUUUUCUGAGACUCAAUUCAUAAUGUUUGUAGUCAAUCGUAGCAGAGGACAGGCUACUUUCCUCAGGCUGCCUCCACUCUGUCAAAUUGCAUUAUUGAAUCGUGUUGCAGAUGUGUGUCAUGGACUGAAGGGUUUGUCUUUGCAUCGCUGUUCACUGAUCUAUUCAUCAAGCAUUAUCCCAGAGCUGAUUGGAAAGUGUAAACAUUUGGAGCUGUUGUCAUUGAGGGGGGGCAGUAAUAAUUUGAAGGAACUCCUUUUGCAGAUCAGCAUUCACUUACUUGAGCUUGAGGAAGUCAUACAUACAUCGGGAUAAUCUUGUCACAUUAUUCCGGUGCUGCAAAGAACUUGUGCUUUUGGAUGCUAGAGAUUGCUCUGGUUUUGAUGGCGGCGAUGUUGAAAUAUUAGCGCUUGCUUCUCAAAUUGAUAAGUUCAGCUGUGAGGGUUCUAGAAAUGGUGACUGGAAAUCAUGACGCUCUUUCUUGGGAAUGUGUUUGGAAGAGUUGGUAUGACGUCAUUGCCGUUGAAUGUUCCUUUCGUGUGCAAGUCUUGGUACAGUACAGAGCAAGCCUAAACUCUGCAUGCUGGCAACAUCUCGUUUUCCCUGAGGUUGAUACUGAGAUUGACAUUGACACUCAUGCUUUGGGGUUCUGACGAUGAAUCUAAAGCUUAGAUUGACAGGGGAAUUGAUCGUUGCUGUUUUGAAACCUUUAUGAAUAGAUUUUUAUGUGAAUAUCGAAUCCAUGAUAGUUGUUUUUCUGGCACUCAAUAUAUAAAGUUUGUAGUCAAUCGUAUCAGAGGACAUGCAACUUUCUCAGAAGAAGCGUCAAUGUUUGAGAGUAAGUAUCAUGGUCACCGGGUGAAGUUAUUUUUGGUAUUGGUAAGUCUUGAUGAGUAUUUAAUCAACUGCAGUUUCAAAACUGAGAUUGAACUACAGAACUUUCCAUGCCAAUGUCCAAAUUUUCACUGAUGACAGAUUACUACGGAACAUAAGUCACACGUGGUCAACAUCCACUGCAAGAUUUUUUAUGGUUUACACGUGUUCAGUGCUUGUAUUGCAUUAAUAGAGAGAAGGCAUUGGCAAUUGUCAACCUGGUGGUUCCGUUUUUUA